Rosa rugosa (rugosa rose) is the source of this 934-nucleotide messenger RNA. Its product is annotated as OVARIAN TUMOR DOMAIN-containing deubiquitinating enzyme 3. NCBI's taxonomy places the organism in Eukaryota, Viridiplantae, Streptophyta, Magnoliopsida, Rosales, Rosaceae. The coding region runs from base 130 to 816 and encodes 228 amino acids. The transcript has 8 exons. Gene Ontology annotation, biological process: protein deubiquitination; endoplasmic reticulum unfolded protein response. Gene Ontology annotation, molecular function: cysteine-type deubiquitinase activity. Gene Ontology annotation, cellular component: nucleus; cytosol. The record is from RefSeq and is a predicted model, not a curated record.
GCCAGAUCCUACUAAAGACCCUCUUCCGCGUCUGGUUCAAAGAGGCCCAGACUAAUCUAAACGGGCUGCAUCCGCAUUCGAGCCUUUUGCAUUAUCCGGUGCUUUUGGCUACUUCAGGAGCGCUCUGUCAUGGCGCACAAGCUUUCGAACGAGGCUGUCCUGGAUCAGCUCAAGAAUGGAGUCGCUCAGUUCGAGCUCGUCUCCUCCCCUCUUCUCUCAAUUUCAACGUCCAAUACUCAGGCAAACGCCACGCCGUUUCUCGGAGACUACAGCCACCGGUUCUUCGCUAGAAUUGGACCGCCACUAGGCAGAGGAUCUUCGGCCAUGAGGAAAGUCGAACGCUAUUCCGUUCAGAGAGUUACCGGUGAUGGACGCUGUCUAUUUCGUGCACUGGUAAAAGGGAUGGCAGCAAAUAAAAGGUCACCUCUUAGCCCAAGGGAAGAGAGAGACAAUGCAGAUGAACUACGGAUGGCUGUGAAAGAGGUUAUAUGCGAAAAUGAGGAAGAGCGCCCCCAGUAUGAAGCAGCUAUAGUGGCAAUUACUGUCGAUGAAUCCUUAAAACGUUACUGCCAGCGAAUCCAAAGACCUGAUUUCUGGGGAGGAGAGUCGGAGCUGCUGGUGCUCUCAAAAUUGUGUAGACAGCCAAUCAUCGUCUAUAUUCCAGAGCAUGAGCACACAAAUGGUGGAAGGGGUCCUGGUUUCAUUCCCACUGCAGAAUAUGGAAGCGAGUUUAGUAAAGGUUCGAGAAACAGAAAGCCGAGGAAGGCCGUGAGGCUCUUGUUCAGUGGCAGGAACCAUUAUGAUCUGCUUGUAUGAGAGACAAAAAGGGAGAGAGGCAACACAUUUUGUAGUUGUAUUCAAGAUAGAUUCAAUUUGUUAUAUGGAAUGAUAAUGUAUCUUUUGUUUCUAUUCAGAAGCAUUUUGCCUUCAUUUU